Lonchura striata (white-rumped munia) is the source of this 376-nucleotide messenger RNA. The record is from RefSeq and is a predicted model, not a curated record. Lineage: Eukaryota; Metazoa; Chordata; Aves; Passeriformes; Estrildidae.
GGUAGCGGAAGUCCCUCCCGACGGAAGCUCCUCCAUCAGUCACGGGGCUGCGGAGCUUCACCGGGCGCGGCCAUGGCGAACCACCUGCGCUUCGUGGGCCGCACGGUGAUGGUGCAGAACGGAAACGUGGAGGCGGCGUACGGCGUCCUGAACAGGAUCCUGGCGCAGGACGGCGUGGCCGAGGCGGUGCGGCGCUCCCGCUACUACGAGAAGCCGAGCCGGGCGCGGCGGCGGCGGGCGUUCGAGGCGUGCCGGCGGGUGUACUGCGCCGAGAUGGCGCGCAGGAUCGCCUUCCUGGCGCGGAGCGCCCGCCAGGACCCGUGGCCGGGCUGCUGAGGAGCGGCCGGCCCCAAUAAAGAGCCUUGGUUCCCGUUAA